Striga hermonthica is the source of this 2211-nucleotide messenger RNA. NCBI's taxonomy places the organism in Eukaryota, Viridiplantae, Streptophyta, Magnoliopsida, Lamiales, Orobanchaceae. The record is from the annotation of a GenBank genome assembly.
AUGACUAUGAAUUCAUUUGGAUAUGCUGCUGAUAUUGCAUUUCAUCAUCCUAAAGAAAAGAUGGGCGAGAUUGGUGGCACUGAAGGACAUUCAUCUGCCUCCGCCAAUAAAAAAUGGCGAAACAAACAAAAAAAAUGUUCAUCCGAUCUCACAUCUCACCUCCCGGACAAGCCAUCACCUUUGUCUCCGGCUGAAUACCGCAAGUACCAGCUUCUCGAGCAGCAGUUCCAGAACGCAUUCAGACAACUAAACUCGAUCGUUGAAAAAUCCAGAGGCACCAAUAAGGAGGCAGCUGCAGAGUUGGAUGACCCCGUCACCUUCGAGCUCGAGGGACUUCUAUCGAGCUUCUUGUCAACAACUCUCGACAUUGCUGUCAGGAAGCUCGUCUUGUGCGGCUACAAUGUAGAAACAGCCGAGUGGGCCAUCCUCAGCAGUAGUAACUUUAACGGCAGUAAAGAUGCUGAGUCCAACAUCGUCGAGGGUGCCCUAGCUCUUUUGGAGAUGAACGAGCAUGUGGAAAUGCACAAGAAUACUGUGUUUGAGGGCUUCCAGAGCCUGGUUGAGUACACAUUACUCGAGAUGAUCCACGUAGUUCGGGAGCUGAGGCCUGAGUUGACCGUGACAGAGGUGAUGUGGUGCCUCUUGAUGAGCGAUUUGGACCUUGCAACUGCGUGCAGGCUUAGAUGUGCCCCGGAAGCCUCCGGAAGAAGCCCAGGGGAAUCUUCCGGAACAGGCCAGUCCAGUUCUGUUAAAUUGGCGAAAGGGGUCUCUGUUUCUCUUCAGGAGCUGAAGAUGGAUGAUAAACCUGGGCCCAGCGGCAGUAGAAAGGCGCCAGCUAUUCAUUUCAAGAGGGAUUUGCUCUGCCAGAAGGCGAACCAUUUCGAGAAGAACUACGGCGGCCGGUUUACAAAAGGGAGCUUUAAGGCCAAAGUUGCUGCAUGGGGAAGCAUGGUCUUGGACCAGUCACUCGAGUUGCAAUCCGGAGGGGUAAUGAUGGAAAACUACUCCAGAUUAAGUAUCUCUGAAGGAGGCGAGAAAAUUUCUGACGAUCCACAGCUGACUGAUAAAGGUCAACUUUCUGCAUUGCCAGCUGGGAAUCUCGACACCUGCAUGAGGGGCGAGAAAGUCAAUUUUCCUGAUCCGCCCAAGGAGCCCACCGAUCACUAUGCACAAAUCCCAUUUGAUGACAUUCUCCAGGAAUACGUGGAGGACCAGUUGCUGUUGGUCACCGUGCCUCUGAAGGCGGAGCUCAAGAAGGAGCUCGAAGGGUGGUACGACUGGGCGAAUGAGAAGGUCAUGCAGGUGGCCUGUAAGCUCUGGAAGGAACUGCCUGAACUGAAAACUCUAAGGCAAGAGAGAAAGGACAUUGAGAAUUGUAAUAAGCAAAAACAGACUGUUGAGGAGAGCAGAGUUAAGCAUGUGGCUGAAAUGGAUCACAGGUUGGCUAACGAGAUAAAUCAGAUCCAGAUGUCCAGCUUUACGGUUAAACAACUUGAAACCGAAACUGAUGUGCUGAGGAGGGGAAUGGAGGCUGCUAGGAUGGAGGCUCGCGGAUCGGAGGUAAAAUUGGACGAGGCUGCUGCGAAGGAGCAGGAAAUUAUGAAGAAAUUGCAGGCUUGGGAAGUAGAGAAGGAUUUGAUGAUUGAGAAAUUGACUAUUACGAGGCGAGAAAUUGCUGAGUUGGAGAGUCAGAUUGGGAAGAGGAAAAAUCGCCAGAAUCAGUUCAAGGUUCUGUUGAGGCAGGAAGAGAAGGAGAGACUGAAAGACGAGAGAAUGAUUGAUUCCCUGAGGAGGAAAAGGGAAAAAGUAGAAUCCGUAAUGAAGGCAGAAGCCGACAACAUAAACCGAAAGGUACAGAUGAAAAAACAAAAUUUUGAAGACAACAUCAAGAAUCUCCAGAGAAUGGUCUCCGAAUUGAAGCUGGAGUCUGAGAAGAAGAAAAUCGCGGCUCUAAACGCUAGCUAUGGCUUGAAUGUUCCUAAUGUAGGUAAGAGAUUGACUGUUUUUCAGGAGAUUUACGAGACUGGCGUUGCCAAGGAGGAGAGGGAGUGUGUGAUGUGCAUGAAUGAUGAGAUAUCGGUGGUUUUAGUGCCUUGUGGUCACCAGGUUCUUUGUGGGCCGUGCAAUGAUCUUCAUGAGAAGCAGGGUAUGAAGGACUGCCCGUCCUGCAGGGGAAUGAUCGACAGUCGGGUUUCUGUCUGUUUUCGGUAG